Impatiens glandulifera is the source of this 1515-nucleotide messenger RNA. RefSeq names its product glycerol-3-phosphate dehydrogenase [NAD(+)] 2, chloroplastic. NCBI's taxonomy places the organism in Eukaryota, Viridiplantae, Streptophyta, Magnoliopsida, Ericales, Balsaminaceae. The transcript is spliced from 9 exons. Gene Ontology annotation, molecular function: NAD binding; glycerol-3-phosphate dehydrogenase [NAD(P)+] activity. The record is from RefSeq and is a predicted model, not a curated record. Gene Ontology annotation, biological process: glycerol-3-phosphate catabolic process; carbohydrate metabolic process. Gene Ontology annotation, cellular component: cytosol; glycerol-3-phosphate dehydrogenase (FAD) complex. The coding region runs from base 75 to 1397 and encodes 440 amino acids.
GGUAACUGCAACGUCUUCAACGAAAGGCUCCGAUUAUAGAAUUUCUGCACCUCUCUCUCUCUAUAUCUCUAUCAAUGGCGGCCUGGUUAGAGCCACCGUUUACAACUCCUUUAUUCUCCACAGACUCGGCGCACAAGUUAGCAAAACCUCCUUCAUUUGCCUUUUAUCCUGUCUCCCAUGGUGUCUCAACCUCCUCUACAGCCAUUUCCUGUUCUUCCCUGCAACUGCAGCCUACUGAAGAUUUCCUAUCUCUCGAUCCUCUUCUCACUCCCGAUGUUUCGCUGGAACGGAGCACCAAAGACCGUCGGAAAGUUGUUCGAUUAGCUUGGGAGAAGUUGGUUCGUUGGUCCCGCUCCUUGCGUUCCAAAGCUAAGACCGAUGUUCUCGAACGCACUAAGAAGGUUGUGGUGCUUGGAGGUGGGUCUUUUGGAACAGCAAUGGCUGCUCAUGUUGCAGACAGAAAGGCUGAACUAGAAGUUAACAUGCUAGUGCGUGAUCCUCAUGUUUGUCAUUCUAUUAACAACGAUCACUAUAACUGUAAAUACUUCCCAGAACAUAGGCUUCCUGAUAAUCUUAUAGCAACAACUAAUGCAAAAAUUGCCUUGCUUGGUGCUGAUUUCUGUCUUCAUGCUGUGCCUGUCCAGUCCAGUUCGUCUUUCUUGGAGGGUAUUGCAGAUUAUGUUGAUCCAAGUUUGCCAUUCAUCUCUAUCAGUAAAGGGCUUGAGCUUAAUACAUUCAGGAUGAUGUCACAGAUUAUACCUCAAGCCUUGAAGAAUCCACGUCAGCCUUAUGUUGUUCUAUCUGGACCUUCAUUUGCAUCAGAACUGAUGAGCAAGUUACCAACAGCAAUGGUGGUGGCAUCAAAAGACAAAAAGCUGGCAAGUGCUAUUCAACAGCUGCUAGCUUCUAGAAAUUUGAGAAUCAGUACCUCAAGCGAUGUUACAGGCGUGGAGAUUGCUGGUGCACUGAAAAAUGUACUUGCAAUAGCAGCAGGGAUAGUAGAAGGCAUGAACUUGGGUAAUAACUCUAUGGCUGCUCUUGUUGCACAGGGCUGUUCAGAGAUUCGGUGGUUAGCAACCAAGAUGGGUGGGAAAUCAGAAACAAUAUCCGGAUUAUCAGGAACUGGCGACAUCAUGCUUACAUGUUUUGUGAAUCUCUCAAGAAACCGAACAGUUGGUGUUCGUCUUGGGUCGGGAGAAAGUCUUGAUGACAUACUAAGUUCCAUGAAUCAGGUGGCUGAAGGUGUAUCAACAGCAGGAGCUGUGAUUGCUUUGGCUCAUAAAUAUAAUGUCAAAAUGCCAGUCUUGACAGCUGUUGCUAGGAUCAUCGACAACGAAUUGACACCUCAAAAAGCUGUCCGCGAGUUGAUGAAUCUUCCACAGGUUGAAGAAGUGUGAGUAGAGAUACCUUGGCCUAAUUUUGUGCAAGUAUCAUUAACUUCUCUCAUUUCUUAUUAUGCUUUCUUCCAUUUAUUUUUCUGUAAAUGAUUAAAGAAGACACCACCUUUUAUCAUUC